GCUCAACAACAUCCGACCCGACCCCGCAUUCGAUCCAUCGCCAUAAAGUGGGGUGCUUCGCUGUUUCUUACUUUAUUUGCAAAGCCGGUUGAGAAGCACAACCGGAAGUCCUAUUACCCAAAUUCCAAAAUCUGAAUUGGAAAUUGGGAUCGCAGCACCCUGGCUUCCGAUAUCUGGAAACGGCUGUUCCCGGCACGGAGCAGAACAGCAGGACUUGGAGGUGCAGCAGCAGUAAGGUUUCCAAUCCCGAAGAUCAUUACCUCAAUUGCUCGUCGAAUGGAUCACAUCAACUUGUUCAAGCUCUGCUCUGCUCUCCGCGUUCUCGGUUACUUCAUGAUCCUCCUCUUCGCCGCCAUCGUCGCCCUCUCCUACUACGCCGUUGUUAUCAUCGCCUGGGGCCCUCUCUUGUUCCACUCCCAUUCCCCACUCGCCUUCCUCAUUCUCUUCCUUUUUCACAUCCUUCUUAUACUGUUGACAUGGUCCUACUUCAUGGUGGUUCUGAAUGACCCUGGUUCUGUCCCCCAUAAUUGGAGGCCUUUGCCCAUCUCUCAGCACCACGAUUUAGAAGCUGUCACUACUCCUAUAUCACUCUACUCUCAAGUUGCACCUGAGUCCGAGGCUGCAGCUGAGGCUUCUUCUUCCUCUUCUUCCACUGGCUAUUGUACUCGAUGCCAGAAUGCCAAGCCACCCCGUUGCCAUCACUGCUCUGUCUGCCAAAGAUGCGUUCUUAAGAUGGAUCAUCAUUGUAUUUGGGUGGUGAAUUGCGUUGGAGCACGUAACUACAAGUAUUUUCUGCUCUUCUUGCUAUAUACAUUUCUUGAGACAACACUGGAUUGCUUAGCUCUGGUCCCCAGUUUGAUCAGAUUCUUCAGUGGAGCUAGAAAUCAUUCAUUAUCUCCUGGGGGAUUUGCUGUAAUCUUUUUGGCUUCUAUUCUCAAUUUGGCCUUUGCACUGAGUCUUCUCUGUUUCGUAGUCAUGCAUAUAUCUCUUCUCUUAAGCAACACAACUUCGGUAGAGGUUUAUGAAAAGAAAAAAGCAGUCAGGUGGAGGUAUGACUUGGGAAGGAAGAAGAAUUUUGAGCAGGUUUUCGGCACAAACAAGGCGCUAUGGUUGUUGCCAUUGUUUUCAAAAGAGGAUAUAGACAACAUACCUGCACUAAGGGGGAUUGAGUUCCCAACACGUCCGGAUCUUGAUGUAUGAGGCAUGGUGACUUGAGCUUUUGUAGUUGAAUAAGCGAUGCCAUCGUCUGCUUUUUCCAUUAAGUUUCAGCAUGGACAUGAAAAUAUUGCCAUUUUUCUUUGAAUGUAGCUGUCUAGAUGUAUAUAUGUAAUCUUGCAUUUGAUUAUUCUUAUAAGCAGUUUAGCAACCUGACAUCUAAAGGUAAUACACUGUACAUUUACCUUCGAAAUUCAGUCCUAGUGUACUUCUUGACCUGUCUAUUAUUGCAUCAUUUUAUAAGAGAUAUUGUCGUACGUUACUAGUGUUCUAUGUGGAAUUGGUUGAGCUUGAA
Molecule: messenger RNA, 1510 nt
Organism: Arachis ipaensis
Lineage: Eukaryota; Viridiplantae; Streptophyta; Magnoliopsida; Fabales; Fabaceae
Product: DHHC-type zinc finger family protein
Molecular function (GO): palmitoyltransferase activity
Source: RefSeq, a predicted model, not a curated record